This is a messenger RNA of Conger conger (European conger), 1596 nucleotides long. RefSeq names its product ependymin-like. Bases 148 to 813 code for a protein of 221 amino acids. NCBI's taxonomy places the organism in Eukaryota, Metazoa, Chordata, Actinopteri, Anguilliformes, Congridae. The record is from RefSeq and is a predicted model, not a curated record. Gene Ontology annotation, molecular function: calcium ion binding. Gene Ontology annotation, biological process: cell-matrix adhesion. The transcript has 6 exons. Gene Ontology annotation, cellular component: lysosome; extracellular region.
UGAGAUGGUGGGCUGAUUCUAAGGUGAGAAUGAGGAAGUGGCUGAGUGCUCUGAUAUUUAAAACAGCGUCAGAACCACAGCUCUGCUAGAGCAGAGAGCGCAGCUACUCCAGAAGGAUCGAAAGUCUGCUUUUGUAUUUCAGGCAACAUGCAUCUCCUGAUAUCGCUCUCUGUCUGUCUUCUCUUGGCUGUGACUGCCGUGGCUCAAAAGCCUCAUCCUUGCCAAUCUCCUCCUUUAAUGGUCGGACGUGCCAGUGUGAUUUACCCCAAGGGGGAGACAUAUGUGUCUGAAAGAUUUACCUAUGAUGCUCUGGGAAAGAGAAUAAGGGUCAGGAUGCAAGGGGUGGAGCACAACCACUCCUUCUAUGAAGACGUGCUGAUGCUCUUCCGAGAGAGUGUGGUGUAUCAAAUAAGCUACAGAAACAAAACCUGCACAAAGAAGCCCUUCAAAGUGCCCUUUCAGCCAAUAGAAAUCCCCCAGAAUGCCACGUUCCAAGCCCAGAUCAUCCUUGGGAGCUCCUCUGGUCCUGGACUGGGGCUGCUGGUCAAUAACUGGAUGGGAGAAAUUCCUGAACAGAAAGUAAAGUUCAGCACAACGUUCACAGAGUUUGGGUGCAUCCCCGUCUCGACCCUUUACAUCAGUGACAAGGACGGCUGGUUGAUUUCAAGUUUCUUUGACAUUCUGGUCGGGAUUGAAGACCCCCAGGACUUCAUUCCUCCUGAUUUCUGUGACACAACAAAACCAGUGGACAAUGAGCAGGUGGUGACUGACUUCUUUGAAGCCCUUAAGAAGAAUUCAUUUUCCAACAAUUGAUUCAGUCAGUAUACUGUACUGAAAAUGUGGUUCUUUUUACGGUUGAUCUAGAAGAGAAUGUAAUUAUUUCUUGAUUUUUUUUUUAAUCUAGAGGAAAAUGUUGGAGAUGACCAAUCACUGUUAAUAAUAAUGAUAAAACACUUCAUUUCUGCUGUCUUAUGAAUAUCAGAAAACUCAGAACAUGUGAAACUUAGCUUGAGGGAUGACUAAUUUGAUGCUUUUGGGUAUGAACCUGUAUGCCUUAAUUACGCUGAAGGAGGGGUGAAUUUUGAAACAUUUCCCAUGAUCACUGUUCAAAAAAAGAGAAGUUAAAUAUCUGAAAUGUCUUCUUUGAUAAAAAUCGCUGGUGGUGCCCUUACAUUGAUGAUAUUAGAUUACAUUACAAGCAUUUAGUAACACCACAUUAUCCCAUUACACUUUUACCUAUUUCAUUUACAUAUUAGUUUCUAUUGCCAAUGUUUUAAACCAGGUAAACUACAAGGGAAUUGUAAGAAAAUGUUUCAGAACAAAAGUAUGCAAUCAGUACUUGCAAUCUGGACUCUAUUGGCUAAACACUUCUAUGACCAUGUGUGCAAUCUCACCUCGAUCUGGGUAGUGGCUGAAAAGCUAAAUUAUCAUAGCCUUUUUUCAUUUUAUCAAAACAUGUGAAAUACUCUCAUACGUGAUGUGCACUGACUUGUUGAUGAUAUAGCUGCAUGUUUGUUUUUUUUUUACAAUUAUGUGAAAAUGUGAUAUAUGCAAAUACAUACAAUAAAAAAAACAAUAAUAACAUCAUGCAUAUAA